CCAAAAAUCUUAAAAAUCACUCCUUUCUCAAAUUUCCUUUUACUUUUAAUCAAGAAACAAACCAAUCUCUUUCCAAAAAUGCCUUAAGAAAUUCCUAACCUCACUUUCUCUCCCUUCCGAAAAAAAACAAAACAAAACAAAACAAAACAAUAUUAUACAAUCCAAUCGCAAAAUUGAGCGCAUAAAACAUCUUCCUCCUCGGUUAAAGAAGAAGGAAGAAGCGGCCAGGAACUGGACAAUAUGACGCGCAACGUUAACGCCGGUGUGCAAGCACCAGUUGUUACCACAUUGUCAGGGGGGAUAUAGUAUCGCGAUAGGUAACCACAGGAAGAGAAUACUUUCACUGCCAAACGUACGGUUGGGAGCCUUGGAGAAGGACGAGAAAACACUGGACUAGAGGCAUCGACGACUGUUAGGCCAGACGGAUAAGGACGGUGAGAGUGAAACGAGUUAGGCACAGCCUGGGCACGCGACUAUUCUCUCUAUCGUUUUUCCUGACUUUCCUUGUUCGACGAUCGUUGAACGAAACCACAGUGAACCACGGCGUUCGAAAAUCGAUCCUCUUUUGUGUACCGUUUCGAAGAAACCGGAGAAAAGUAGUUCACAUUCCAAUCGUUUGGAAUUUGGUUACCGACUGGUUUACUUUUAGAGAAAGAGGAAAAGAAGGAGAGAGAUUCGAUCGAGAUAUUUAAGAAGAGAUUUUUUUGGGAGAUGGGAAGAAAAUCUGUAUGAAAAUCGAGAAAUAACGCAAUAUCCCCAUGAAUAAAUUACGAGAAUCAUCAAAAGCGCGAUGAAGAACAUAAAACUCCACGUAUCGUUCAAAGUACAUCGUAUUCAGAAGAUCGGCAUCCGACCACCAGAUAUUCGAUAAAAUCGGGAGGCUGCGUGAUGACAUACAACCAAAAUCAAAAAUAUUUUUCAAAAACCUGCCAAUUGAUGAAGAAUGGUUCUCAGCGCGAUCGUAGUUGCAUCGGCUUUGAAAGGAGCCUUGAGUCUCAUGGGCACGAGCCUGUGGUUAAUUCCACUAUUGAUAGCAGGCCUAUCUUAUUAUCGAUACGAUCAACUGGAUCCAGAAAGCCGACCAAUCGACAGAUACCCUCUUUAUCCGGAAUACGACUUUAUCGUGGUGGGUGGUGGAUCAGCCGGGGCCGUUGUAGCCAACAGAUUGUCAGAAAUACCAAAAUGGAACAUUCUUUUGCUCGAGGCUGGCCCGGACGAGAACGAAGUGACGGACGUGCCUUCUUUGGCAGCAUAUCUCCAACUGACGAAAAUCGAUUGGAAAUACAAAACGGAACCCACAGGCAGGGCUUGUUUGGCUAUGAAAGAUAGCCGUUGCAACUGGCCUCGAGGCAAAGUACUAGGUGGCUCUAGUGUGCUGAAUUACAUGCUCUACGUAAGAGGAAACAGACAUGAUUAUGAUCACUGGGAAUCGAUGGGUAAUCCUGGGUGGGGAUACGACCAGGCGCUCUACUAUUUCAAAAAAUCGGAAGAUAAUAGGAAUCCAUACCUGCAAAAAAGUCCAUAUCACUCGACAGGUGGUUAUUUGACCGUGCAAGAAUCACCGUGGAAGACUCCUUUAGUAGUGGCGUUCGUUCAAGCGGGAACGGAAAUAGGAUACGAGAAUAGAGAUAUAAACGGAGAACGGCAGACAGGAUUCAUGAUAGCCCAAGGUACUAUUCGCAGAGGUAGCAGGUGUUCCACUGCUAAAGCUUUUCUAAGACCGAUCAGACUGCGCAGGAACAUUCACACUGCCAUGAAUUGUCACGUGACUAGAAUACUCAUAGAUCCUAUAGCGAUGAGAGCAACUGGUGUCGAAUUCGUGAGGGACGGACGCAGACAAAUAGUGCGGGCAAAGAAGGAAGUAAUCUUAUCGGCAGGGGCGAUCAACAGCGCGCAAAUCUUGAUGUUAUCCGGAAUAGGACCCAAAGAGCACCUGCGUCAUAUAGGAAUACCAGUGAUCAAGGAUCUUCGAGUGGGCGAUAAUUUGCAAGAUCACAUAGGUAUGGGCGGUCUUACGUUUCUCAUAGAUAAACCUGUAGCAAUCGUCCAAGAUAGAUUUCAAGCAGCUGCCAUAACUAUGCAUUACGUGGCCAAUGGCAGAGGACCGAUGACCACUCUAGGUGGCGUUGAGGGUUAUGCUUUCGUCAAUACGAAAUAUGCGAAUCGAUCCAUCGAUUAUCCGGACAUACAAUUGCAUAUGGCGCCGGCAUCCAUUAGUUCGGACGCUGGUGUUCAAGUUAGAAAGGUUCUAGGCAUAAUCGAUGAAGUUUACGAUACUGUGUUCAAACCUAUAUCAAACAAGGACGCGUGGACUAUUAUGCCUCUUCUGUUGAGGCCUAAAUCGAGAGGCACAGUCAGGUUACGUAGCUCUAACCCGUUUCACAGUCCGUUAAUCAAUGCUAAUUACUUCUCCGAUCCGAUAGAUAUCGCCACUUUGGUCGAAGGUGCCAAAAUCGCAAUGAGAAUCAAUGAGGCUAAAGUGUUCAAACAAUUCGGAUCCAGAGUUCACGGAAUUAAAGUGCCUGGGUGUAAGCAUUUGAAGUUUGCCUCGGACGCGUAUUGGGAAUGCCAUAUUCGGCAUAUCUCUAUGACGAUUUAUCAUCCAGUUGGAACGGCAAAAAUGGGCCCUUCGAGUGAUCCUACCGCGGUCGUCGAUCCUAGAUUGAGAGUAUACGGUGUUAGAGGAUUGAGAGUGAUCGAUGCGUCGAUCAUGCCCACUAUUUCCAGCGGAAAUACGAAUGCGCCGGUAAUUAUGAUAGGGGAGAAAGGGGCCGAUCUCGUGAAGAACGAUUGGUUGGCGAUAGAAAGUGCGAGAAAUUGACGGAUUUUUUAAGAAGUUGUUUUGAUUUUGUGAUUAAGAUAGAUAUUCUUUGUUGAUAGGUUAAUUAAUCUUUGUUGGUUAAAGAGUCAAACAAAAAUUUGUAACGACUUCUGUGAUUGUGAUAUGUUGAGUGUACAUACUUUGUGUAUAUAAAAUGUUUUAUUAAAUUAAUCGUAAGAUUGUUGUUAAGGUCUGAUAUAGCAAUAGAAUCAAAUAAAUGUGAAAAAUAGAAAAUUUCAUUUGUGUUACGUCGUGUGUCGAUUAAGUGGAAACAUUUUUGGAUAAUUGAACGAAUUUUAGACGAUACUCUAAAUGUCUUAAUAUAGAUAGAAUUAUCAAUGACAUUAAAUGAGAAGAUUUAAAAGAUUUUUAAAAAAUGAUGAAACAGGUGGAUUUAAAAAAUUAAAAUUAAUAAAUUCGAUAUUGAGUGCGAUGUGAUUUGUCUUAUCUGUUAAGUUAUAAUAUUUUAAGUUAUAAUAACAUUGUUAAUAUUCUAAGAAAAUAAGACAAAAAAGAAAAAUUUUAUAGAGAAAAGAUAUAUUGAGAAAAAUAUAUCUUUUUUUAAAAUUCAAAUGUCAAGUUUAAUUUGUUAAAUGUUGACUUUUUAUAUAAAUAAUAUCGAUCGUUCUUUUUUGUCUUUCCAAUACAUAAUAUCAAAUUAAAUUUACAAAAUUUAUUAUUUACAAAAAAUAUUUUCUUUCUCAGGUGAAGAUGUAUCAAUCAUGUGCCAUAGUUUGUUGCAUAACUUAUUGAUUUCCUUUACACGUGAAACAAAGAAUCAAUGAUUAUGUAUUUUUUUAUGUAACUUUUUCAUCAAUUUCUUUAUUAUCCAUUUGUUGCAUGACCUAAAACAUACAGAAAAAAAAAUAAAAAAAAUUCCAAAUUGUAUUUUUUAAAUUUUAAUUUGAAAUCUUAAUUAUUCAAUCAUAUCGUUCUUGUAGCAAAUGGACGAUAUAAAUUUAAAUUUAUAAAAAUAAUAUAAAAGAAUAUAUAAACAAUAACAAUAGAUAAUAAUAUCGAAGAAAAUCGAUACUUUUUGAGAAUGCAGAGUACAAUUUAAAAUGUAUCAAGAGAUGCAGCAAGAAAUGCAUCAAGAAACGAAACUUGAAUCCAAAUAUUUCUAGAUAUGUAUAUUUUAGAACAAUAAGAAUGCAUCAGAGAUGAAUGUAUUUGAUGAAAAUAAAAAUGCAUCAACAGCAUAA
This is a messenger RNA of Apis cerana (Asiatic honeybee), 4023 nucleotides long. Its product is annotated as glucose dehydrogenase [FAD, quinone]. NCBI's taxonomy places the organism in Eukaryota, Metazoa, Arthropoda, Insecta, Hymenoptera, Apidae. The record is from RefSeq and is a predicted model, not a curated record. Gene Ontology annotation, molecular function: flavin adenine dinucleotide binding; oxidoreductase activity, acting on CH-OH group of donors.